This is a messenger RNA of Aspergillus campestris IBT 28561, 693 nucleotides long. Its product is annotated as GIG1 family protein. The transcript has 2 exons. The record is from RefSeq and is a predicted model, not a curated record. Gene Ontology annotation, cellular component: cytoplasm. NCBI's taxonomy places the organism in Eukaryota, Fungi, Ascomycota, Eurotiomycetes, Eurotiales, Aspergillaceae. Bases 1 to 693 code for a protein of 230 amino acids. Gene Ontology annotation, biological process: N-acetylglucosamine metabolic process.
AUGGUCGGCGUAAUAGACAUCGCAGAGCUCAUCAAGAACUCUCCCUUCGAGCUCACGGAUGUAGACAAGGCCGUUCUCAACACGGCAGAGAAGGACUUUGUUCCUCACAGCUGGGAUGAUAUCAAAGCCGUAAUCGCCGGCGGAGACAUGUCCCUCCUGCGGCGGACUCCGACCGACCUCCGCAACUAUAUUCUGUGGACACGAGACAUCCGCUCUCAGUUCGGCUCCGCAACGACCUACAUCGUGCAGAACCGGCUGCGGUGGACUCCGGAGUCUCCCCAGACCGGCCCGUCGCUGUUCGCCUACCGCAAUGCGACGCCCUUCGCAGACGAGUCGGACUACCGGAUUCUCCGCAACGACUGGCCGUACGCGAUGAUGCCGGGCACGGUGCAUCUGGUCGUGUGGAGCAAGACGCCUGUCGCUGUGGAUGCGGAGGGCGAUCCGACGGCGGAUUCUCGUCGGUGUAUCAUGGAGUUCUUGGAGAGGACGUUCGGGGAUGAAAUGAGGCAGCGGAAGCAUGUGGGGGAUAAUAUCUUGUGGUUUCGGAAUCGGACGGUGUGGCAGAGUGUGCGAUCGCUAGAGCAUGUUCAUGUUAUUUUGAGAGACGUCGAUGAGGACUUUGUGACCCGAGUGACUGGGCAGCGUCCGGACGAUGCCCACUGUCGGACGUAUUCUCCUGUGGGGGUUGUUUAG